Messenger RNA from Lentinula edodes (shiitake mushroom), 681 nucleotides. RefSeq lists its product as uncharacterized. The transcript has 3 exons. Bases 1 to 681 code for a protein of 226 amino acids. The record is from RefSeq and is a predicted model, not a curated record. Lineage: Eukaryota; Fungi; Basidiomycota; Agaricomycetes; Agaricales; Omphalotaceae.
AUGCCUUUCGGACUCCACAACAACAACAACCCCACCACCACUUCUAACCACACCGGACGCGAUACCGCUCUCGGUGCUGGAGCAGGUGGUUUCGCUGGUCACGAAGGACACCAUGGGCAUACAGCUCGUGAUGCCGCUCUAGGUGGUUUCGCUGGCCAUGAAGCAGGUCACCACGGAGGAGGAACCGCUACAGGUACACAUGGGAACAGGGACGGGCUGAUCGGUGCAGGGGCAGGUGCAGCUGCGGGCCAUGGUCAUGGACACGGCGUACGAGAUGCAGCAAUUGGUGGAGCGGGUGGUGAGAUGCUCGGACGGCAUCAAGGGCGGAACGCUCCCAACGCCGGUGCUAAUGCUUACAACGAUGGGUACACUGGUGCCCAUGGAGCCGGCGCAGGUGCCGCAGGUGUAGGUGCCGGAGGAGUUGGAGCAGGUUCAGGUGCACCCUCCAACCCAAGCAAAAUGCACGGUAAACUCGAAGAAAUCGAAGGCAAAGUCGAACGUGGGAUAGGUAAAGUCGCUGGGAGUGCUUCCAUGGAUGUUAAAGGCGAAAACAAGAUCAUCGCCGGACAACGGGAGCAAGCUGCUGUAGGGGGACAUCGGCAAGCGGAUGCGCUUGAAGCACAGGCUGCAGCACAUAGGAAUCGUGCGGAUGCUUUGCACCCUUCUGGAGGUCGUUAUUAG